AUGACCAAGGACUCGCCUUCGGGGGGCGGCCGCGCGUCAUCCAAGAAGCCGGGCAGUCCGGUCCCGGCGGCGGCAGUGCUGGAGGAGCAGAGGCGGGAGCUGGAAAAGCUGCGGGCGGACCUGGAGCGGGAGCGGGCACGCGGGAGGGCCGAGCGACGGCACUUCGCGGCCCAGGCGCGCCAGUUGCGGGAGGCGGCGGAGCGGGAUCGGCAGCAGCUGGUGGACCAUCUGCGCUCCAAGUGGGAGGCGCAGAGCAGUCGAGAGCUGCGGCAGCUGCAGGAGGUCAUGCUGCGGGAACGCGAAGCCGAGAUCCGGCGGCUGCUGCGCUGGAAGGAGGCCGAGCUGCGGCAGCUGCAGCGGCUGCUGCACCGCGAGCGCGACUGCGUCGUGCGCCAGGCCCGGGAGCUGCAGCGCCAGCUGGCCGAGGAGUUGGUGAACCGCGGCUACUGCGGCCGCACGGGGGCCCCCGAAAGCGGCGCGGCACAGUGCCGCUGUCGCCUGCAAGAAGUGCUGGCCCAACUUCGCUGGGACAAAGACGGCGAGCAGGCCUCACGCAUCCGCCACCUGCAGGAGGCGCUGGACGUGGAACGCCAGUUCUUCCUGAAGUACAUCCUGGAGCACUUCCGAUGGCAGCUGCCUCUGGCCGAGUCCCAGCUCCUCCGGGCCUUGCCUUCCUCGGAAGAGCAGCUCCCCGAGACCGCAGGCGGCUCUUGUGGUCCCGCAGAGUCCGCCUAUCAUGUGGAGUCUCUCCGCAGCCUGAGCAGCGCCGUCUGCCUGCGCUCCCGCUCCCUAGACUUGGUACCCCUGGCGGGCUCCAGCCCCCCCCAUGGCCUACUCCCCACCCGCCCCAGCUCCCUCGAUUCCUUGACACCAAUGCGUUCCCUCUCGCUUGACAGCACCCUGUGUAGCAUCAAGACUCCCGAGUCCAACGAGGGGCCGGACUCCACCUCUCCGAUCGCUUCCAUCCUCGGAUCGCCAAGUCCCUCCCCACCGCCCGCCUCCGGGCGGCCCAGAGACCUGAGGGGCGAAGACGACGACUCCGGCGGCAGCCAAUCCUGCGAGACUCUCACGCCCUCGCCGAAGGGACAGGACUACCGCCAAUUGGCCAAGCAAAACUCCGAACUGUCGGAGGCGUUGCAGGUGCUGGCCCACCGCUGCUCGGGCCUGCACGCCGAGAACCAGCAACUGCGGCGCGCCGGCCUACCCCGCGAGGCGCACGAGAAGGUGAAGCGGCUCAAGGUGAAGCACGCAGAGCUGACGGGCCUUGCGCGGCGCCUCGAGGACCGGGCCCGCAAGCUCCAAGAGACCAACCUGCGGGCUCUGAGUGCGCCUGGGCUGGGCGAGAACGGCACGGGCCUGGGGCUGUGCCAGGUCUUGGGCAGCCAGCGCGCCCGGCACUUGUCGGAGCAGGCGAGCGCGCUGCUGGCCAAGGACAAGCAAAUUGAAGAGCUCCGACGAGAGUGCCACCUGCUGCAGGCGCGCGUCGCCUCGGGCCUCGGCUACAGCCCGCACGCGGACGGGGGCGCUGCCCAGGCCCAGUGGCUCAGCAUCAACGACCUGGACCGGCUGCAUCGCGAGUCUCAGCGGGAGGUGCUUCGCCUGCAAAAGCAGCUGACACUGCAGCGGAGCACCAGCAGAGCCCGGGCGGGCGACAGCGGCCAGAGCGCCCCUAGCGAGGAGGCGGCGCGGAGCCAAAUCGAAGCGCUGGAACGCGAGCUGGGCGCCCUGCGGCGGGAGUGCGCCGACCUGAGUGCCCAGGCGGCCGCUGAACGACUGCGCGGCGAGGAGGCAGAGGCACAGCUGCGGGCCGCCCAGCACAAAGGCGCCUGGCUGGCGAGGGAGAACGCCCGGCUGCAGACCCAGGCCGAGUGGAUGAGCAGAGUGGCGGAGGAGAACAGGGACGUCCGCGAGCAGCUGGACCGCGCGUGCCAGGAACGCGACGCCGCCGACCUGCUGGCGCAGCAGCUGCUGCAGCAGGCAACGCGCGAGCAAGACAGGCAGCAACAGCUGCAGGGUGAUCUGCAGAAGGCCCUGCGUGAUCUCCAGGCGGCCCGCGAGGAGAUGCAGGCGCUGCAGCACCAGCCUGCUCUCCAGUCGGGGGAUCCUCAGGAGAUUCCCCAAGGCCUUGCAUCCCAAGGCAAGAAAAACGGAAGUACUGAGUUCCUUCCAGGGCCUGGAGACCCAGCCUCAUUAGAACCGGGCAGAAACAGACAGAAGAAAGAUCCUUCCCAGAUGGAGAACCCAGUUGCCCUUGGGGAGCCAGCCAGUGCUCCCCCAAUGCCCAACAGAGUCCCAGCUAAUCGUCCUCCAGACUCCAGGCCCCAGACCAAGAAACUCAGCUCCGUGUUCAAUGUCUCCUCUGAGGUGGAAUCUGCAUGGACCAGUGUGCCAUCUUUCCUGGAUGUGGACAUGGCCAAUGAGGUAGAUGGUCUGGAACUUGAUAAUGUGUCGUCAACACUGAAAACUGAGAAGUCAGAGGCUUCUGACACCCCAAAGUUCAAGAUCUUUCUGGCGAGGUACAGCUACAACCCACUGGAGGGGCCCAAUGAGCACCCAGAGUCUGAACUGGCCUUCACAGCAGGGGACUAUGUUUAUAUCUUUGGAGACACGGAUGAAGAUGGCUUCUAUGAAGGGGAGCUGGAGGAUGGCCGGCGGGGGCUGGUGCCCUCCAAUCUGGUGGAACAAAUCACAGAUGGUGAUGUCCUGGGCGACCUGCCCUCUGAGGUCCUUCACCUCCCCAUUGGGCAGGGCAAAGCCUGGAAGGAGGACCCAGAUCACAGCUCAUUUCUUGGGCAUGAGGUACUGAGUUCUUGCCAGGAACCUCAGCUCCUUGAUGGGCCUGAGGUCAGGGAACCAGAGGAGCUGGUGAAGGCAGGCUCCGAGAUAGAAGUGGCAUUAUUGGGUGCCAAGGCAGCCACUGACCACCUGGACUUUGUGCAUGAGAUGGAGGAGCAGGGUUUCUUCAGACCCCUUCUGGGGGCUCCAGGGUCCCUUUGCCUGGGCCCCAUGCAGUUACACCUGCAGAACUUGGCAGCCACAUCGGCCGAGAUCACCUGGGUCUACAGCAGCAGCAGCCACCCCCACAUAGUGUACCUCAAUGACCAGGAGUACUCCCUGAUCCCAGCGGGUGUGAGUCACUGCACCUUCCACCACCUGCAUCCUGGCAUGAGGUACCAGGUGCGGGUGGAGGUGCAACCACUAUGGGACUCACUGCAGGGCCCCUCGGAGUCACUGUCCUCCACCAUCACCUUCACCACGCCCUUGGCUGGACCGCCUGAUCCCCCACUGGAUGUGCUGGUGGAGCCCCAUGCCUUCCCAGGCCUCCUGGUGGUCAGUUGGCUCCCCGUCACCAUCAAUUCAAUGGGCUCUUCCAAUGGUGUGCAGGUCACUGGCUAUGCAGUGUACGCCGACGGGCUCAAGGUGGCCGAGGUGGCAGACGCCACUGCUGGAAGCAUCGUGUUGGAACUCUCCCAGCUCCAGAGGCCACUGUUGUGCCAGAAGGUGUCCGUGAGAACCACGUCCCUCUGUGGUGAGUCCCUGGACUCUGUGCCAGCUCUGGUCCCCCUGGAUGGCUCUAUAAGUGCCCAGUCACUGGACCCCUCUCCUUUUACCUACACUAGUGGUGAUCUGUCAGCUGACAGAGUUGCCUUUUCCAUCUGCUCUCAGAGACAGGCCCAGACUGCUAAGACCAGCCCCCAGCCCCCAGGAAACUGUGCAGAGUCAGGGGCCAAGGGCCGAGAAGUGCUUCCGGAGGAACCACUCAGGAGGCACUGCCCGAGGUCCACCCUGGGUUCAGAAGGAAAGUGCCCCUGCAUUGGAAAAAGCCACCAAACACCAGGGACCACAGAGGCCCAUGAGGUCAGCAAAGAGGACAAAUCUUGGCAGAAGGGUUUCCAGAACCACAGGCCAACGUGGCCCAGUGGCUGUCUGGGCGGGAAAGAAGGCCACGAUGGGAUCUCGGCCACCCACACAGAGCCUGCUGCAGGCGUAAAGCAGCCCGUGGAGGAUGGGCCCUGCAAACAACCAUAUCAGGACCAGGCCGCCCUCGAGAAGACCCUUAGACCAAGGCAGGCUGACCCACAGUCCAUCCCUCCCCAUCACACCUCCUCAGUGUGUGACAUCUGGGGUGUUUGGCAGGAGGAGGCUGUGCCCUUAGGUCUACAGGGCACAGAGAGGCAAAAGCUGAGAAAGCGGCGUCGGACCCAGACUCUGGGCUGCAGGAGAGAAUGGCAGCUGCGCCAGCCCAGGCCUGCGCCACAUUCAGCUCCCUCCAGGAAAGUCCCGGGCAAGUCCGCAGGCAGGAAGCCUCUGCUGGAGACAGGGGCUGACCCUGAAACCAGGGUCUUUGUGGAGCUCAUUGAUCACGACCCCUUGGUGUCAUCUGGUGACCCCAAGGCUGAAGGGAAGGAGGUAGCCUUUCAGAAAGGGCAGUUGCUGAAAGUGUGGGGUUCUCAGGAUCCUCAUGGCUUCUACUAUGGUGAAUGCAGUGGGCAAAUGGGCAACAUCCCAGGCCACCUCCAGACUGAGGAGGAGAUCCAGGAGCGGCUGGUCAGCCAGUGGCUUUUGCCAUCGUCAGGGCACCAGCCCUCUAUGACCACCUUAGAUGACUUUGAGCUCCUCCCCAGCUCCCAGGGCUCCUUCCACCUUCCCCCAGGGGACCCCAGGAAGUCUCCGCUGUGGACCCCGAAGACCAUGAUGGCAGCCUUGGACUAUGACCCCAAAGAUGGUUCCACCAGAGGCCAGUGGAAGGGCAAGCUGUCGCUCAGGGCGGGGGACAUGGUCACAGUGUAUGGACCAGUGGAUGAUGAUGGGUUCUAUUAUGGGGAGUCAGGCAGUCGCAAGGGCCUGGUCCCAGCUUACCUGCUGGAUCACGUGUCUCUGCACGGAGAAUGA
Molecule: messenger RNA, 4893 nt
Organism: Sorex araneus (European shrew)
Lineage: Eukaryota; Metazoa; Chordata; Mammalia; Eulipotyphla; Soricidae
Product: RIMS-binding protein 3C
Exons: 1
Coding region: 1-4893 (1630 amino acids)
Biological process (GO): spermatid development; fertilization; neuromuscular synaptic transmission
Cellular component (GO): manchette; nucleus
Molecular function (GO): protein binding
Source: RefSeq, a predicted model, not a curated record